This is a messenger RNA of Strongylus vulgaris, 891 nucleotides long. The record is from the annotation of a GenBank genome assembly. Lineage: Eukaryota; Metazoa; Nematoda; Chromadorea; Rhabditida; Strongylidae.
AUGGGUAAUGUACCGAAGCCUUUUGUUUUACUUGAGGAAGUUUUACGACUUUUCAACGACAAUCCCGAUUUUUAUUUUUGUUUUGGAAGAGACAUAACACAUUGCACACAAAAGUUGGUGGUCUGGAGACAUUUUUCUUUUAACAACACUGAUCCAGAUGAGCGAUUUUACUGGAACAAACUGCUAUUGAAGGACUUAUUGGAGGAGACUACAGAUAAGAAUCUAGCUAAGAAAUGGUCAUUGUUCAUAUUACUUACUGAACCUCGUUUGAAGAGUAAUGCCAUUGUAUUAAGGAUUGUACCGGUUCGUGGAUCCGUACCAAUUUUUUGGAGCCAGAAAGGCUUUAAAUAUCGUCCUCCACUAUCUAUCGACCGUUCCCUGGAGGAGAGUAUGCCGUAUUUUACCACUCAUAUGCAAAUGCUGAUUAGUCACUACGGGUCACCUUUGGUCGCCGUAAAUCUUGUUGAUCAAGCCGGUCGAGAAUUGGAACUAGCGAAGAGUUUCGUGGAGGUGAAUAUUCAGAAGCUUGGUCCGGUUUUGUUUUACUCAGGUUCUGUAUCUGUAAAGUUUCUGAAUUCGUUCAAGCACGCCGCAAGAUUCAACUCGCCUGACUUGCAUUUCGUUUCCUUUGAUCUCCACCGGCAUUGCCGCGGUUUAAAAUUCGAUAAGAUUGGCGACAUCAUCUCAAGAAUGGAAGACUUACUGCGAGAAAUUGGUUACUGCUGGGUAGACAAGACAGGUGAAGUUGUGAAAACGCAAAAAGGUGUGGUGCGAACAAAUUGUGUAGAUUGCUUGGAUCGAACCAAUUUAGUACAGUACGCUGGAACUGCAGCAUUGAAAGGAGACGUUACACGAAGUGGCGAACGACGUCUUACCGGAAUCAUGAAAGAU